Messenger RNA from Exophiala aquamarina CBS 119918, 360 nucleotides. RefSeq lists its product as uncharacterized. The transcript has a single exon. The coding region runs from base 1 to 360 and encodes 119 amino acids. The record is from RefSeq and is a predicted model, not a curated record. NCBI's taxonomy places the organism in Eukaryota, Fungi, Ascomycota, Eurotiomycetes, Chaetothyriales, Herpotrichiellaceae.
AUGCUUUUCGAGACUUUGAUUACAGUGGCCGCCCUGGGCGUGGUUGUCAACGCUGACCGUCCGAAAAAUGUGACCAUCUGUGACUACUAUACACCUCUCCUCUUGGGAGUAGAGAACUCGGCAACGAGUCAAUUGAAGCUCGUGCAGACGCUCACUCACACUUUUAUUCUCGGCAACUACACAACUCCCAACGUUGGCAUUGCAGUUGCUGGAGUUGCUACCCCAGCAGAUUAUUCCGGCCACGAAGUCAACAUUCUGAACUAUUUCAUCGGUGCCUACUAUUCGACCAAGGGCUACAACAACGCAAGCACUGGUAUCGCCAAAAACUUUCUGGAUGAUGGUGGUGCCGUUGCCUAUUAG